This is a messenger RNA of Toxorhynchites rutilus septentrionalis, 5019 nucleotides long. RefSeq names its product UDP-glucosyltransferase 2-like. The coding region runs from base 373 to 1947 and encodes 524 amino acids. The record is from RefSeq and is a predicted model, not a curated record. The transcript has 3 exons. Gene Ontology annotation, molecular function: UDP-glycosyltransferase activity. Lineage: Eukaryota; Metazoa; Arthropoda; Insecta; Diptera; Culicidae.
AAAACAAUAUAUUUAAAAUAUAUAUUUAGCAAAAGCUGUCCCCUAUGUAUAGCCCUACGUCAUUCCGGUUAUGUCCCCGACAUUACCCACCCGUCUUUUUUUUAAAACUUGAAAUUCAAUUAUGAAACUCUUCAAAUUUGGAUAAGGAACGAUAUGUAUAUCUAAUGAAGCAAUCAUUUUCAAUCAGCUCCUCUGUAUUUGCUAAAUCAUGACCAAAUCAACACUUGAUGGGUCCAACUAUAAACAUAUUUUAUUCAAGACAUACAAAUAAUGCUAUGAUUCAGCAUCAGUGGCGUUUUCGCGCAAUCAAGCCUACACAUCAACAUCAAUCGUUCGAAGUGAUAUGAAUAUCAUUCGUAAUUUCGUCGCGUGAUGGUUCGGUUCGUAGCAUUUUUCGUAACGUUGAUGCUAGCGUCAAAUGCUCCGUUUUCAAACGGAACAAACAUAUUAUGUCUAAUGGGUGUCGCCAGUCCAAGCCAUCAUAUCUGGAAUCGAGUACUGAUGGAAGCAUUGGCUGCCAAGGGAUAUAAUUUGACAAUUAUUUCUCCGGAUAUUGAGAAAACGCAGAAGCCGAACUUAACGUACAUCCACCUGGAGGAAACUUAUCCCACCAUCCACGAAGGAGAUACCGCUUUCGAUUUGUAUGCGAUGGCUCAACAGGGUUUAGUGAAAAGUUUGAUGACGUUCUAUAAGUAUGCCAUAUCGAUAUGUGAAGGGAUGUUAAAAUCGAAGGGAUUGCAAACGAUUUUGGAUUACCCGGAUGAUUUUAGGUUUGAUUUAGUGCUGUAUGAUUUCACCUGUGGACCAUGUUUGAUGGGACUGUUCGAUAAAUUCGGACAGCCACCGCUCGUAGGAGUGACGACGUUCAACAUCCCGCCCUAUACAGUCGAUCUGAUUGGGGGUCACAAAUAUCCAGCUUACAUCCCCUAUUAUACCCUAUCGUACGAUACAGACAUGAACUUCUUCCAAAGAUUGCAAAAUUCAUUUAUAUACACUGUUGAUUAUCUGUAUCGAAACUAUGAUUUUAUUCCGAAAACCGAUCGAAUGAUUCGCAGGAUCAAUGCUUUCAAGGGCACACCAUAUCUUGGAAGUUUGGAUAGGAAAAUGAUGCUGAUGCUGGUCAACUCACACCAUUCGGUAGAUUUCCCAGAGCCCAUCCCAACGAAUAUGAUUCAGGUUGGAGGAUUACAAAUUUUACCCCCAAGACAACUUCCCGCAGAUAUUGAGCGAUUUAUUCGUGCUGGUCGGAAGGGGGCUAUUUUGUUCUCUUUGGGCACUAAUAUACUCAGUUCAGACUUGGGUGAAGCACGUAUCGCUAUGUUUUUGGAUGCGAUCAGACAACCUUCUGAUUAUAAUUUUCUGUGGAAAUUUGAAAUCGACCCCAGCAAGUACAACAUGCCAAGUAAUCUUAUGAUGCGAAAAUUUUUACCUCAAAACGAUAUUUUGGCACAUAAAAAUAUUAAAUUAUUCAUCACACACGCGGGAUUACUUAGCACUCACGAGGCUACCUGGCACGGAGUUCCUAUGGUCGGAAUACCGUUCAUUGCGGAUCAGUAUCGAAACCUCGAAAGGUCGCUGCGAGCCGGUAUAGCCGAACGUUUGGUGAUUUGGACGGUGACAACAGAGCAAAUUGUUCGCACAGUUCGGAAGGUCCUCGAAGAACCAUCGUAUCGGAUGCGAAUGCAGCAGAAAUCAUCACUGUUUCGCGAUCAACCUGAAAAGCCGCUUGAUCGCGCUCUCUGGUGGAUUGAUUGGGGGCUGCGACAUCCGAACGUGGAAACAGUGCAAUCACCAACGCUGCGUUUGGGAGUCUGGAUAAGUGAACUUUACGAUGUGAAAUUAUUCAUAGUGAUUGCCUGUGUUUCGACAAUGUUCUUCAUUGGGGCUGUGCUGCGAGUACUCAGUAAUUGCUGUAAUGCACCGAAAUCGAAGAAUAAGGUUCAUUAAGACUUGUUUUUCUAAAGCGAGGGUUCCCAAAUAUUUAGUGCUCUGCAAAGUUUCGUAGGUGUUCCGACGAGGAAAAGAACUGAAUACUCGUGUUGUAAAGUACAUUUAUUUCAGGGAUCGAAGUAAUUGUUUCGUUCAUUUAGUGUGUUUGAGUUGCUGUUGCUGUUAAUUUGUAGAACUUUCAUUUUAUGAUAAUCAUUAGUAACGAUACUACCUCAAAACGCAUACAACCAGUGCUGGAUUCCCAGCGGUCUAUAUUUACUGGAAUAGAAGACGCAUUAUCAUUCGCGACAUACAGAAUCAUAUACAUGUGUAAGCAUCUGUAGAUCUCUAACGGAAUUAUAGAUAAAUUGACCAUGACACUGCAUGUGAGAACUGCUACUUACAAAUUGAAUAAUGGGACGACUCCAAUUGAUUGUCGCUUGUCGUCCAAUUCACGGUUAAUGAUGAUGAAGGACGAGGGGUGCUCGAUAAAUUUGUUUGCUUGUUUAAUGCCCAAUAUCACAACAUAUGAUUUUUAUGGGAAAUUGCUACCUGUGGUUUUGAAUGAUCAGAAAAUUUCUUUCGAUGAAGAAAACAUUCCUGCGAGUGGUAAUGAAUUUUAUUUGACAACACCGCGAGCGAAGGAAAAAUUAGCGUCACACCGUGCUGGCUUUGGAUUCCGUCACGAAAAAAGCGUUCAUGUUUUGAUGUCAAGAAUGAAUGUACAUUGUUGAUACCCUGUCUAGAAGUAGAGCGUAUUCCACUCAAAGUGUUCUGCAUCGGUCGAAACAAUUGGUAGUGGGAAGUGGCAAGGUCUGGGCUAUAAGGCGAGUGAAAAAGAAUUUUCCAUUCGCUAUUUUCCAAAUAGUUUCUAACUCGAACAACAUCAUAAGGUCGAUCGUUGUCAUAAUGGAAAAUAUAUAAUCGACUUGUAUCUGGUCGUUUUUCGACAAUAGCUCGCUUUAUAUGGAUCAAUUGGUGCCGGUUGAAGACUGCGUUGUCGCCGUUUGAUCAGGUUUUAGCAACUCUUAGUGGAUCACUCUAUUGAUUCCACCGAAUUUUCACACCCAAUAAAUAAAUGUAGCAUGCCCCAUGCCACAUAUCGUAUAUUGCAUGCUGAGAUGUAGCAUGCCAUACGCCGGGUCUGUCAUAUAUCACAUGCUACAUGCUGCUUGUCAUAUGCCACAUGUCACAAACAAUUUGUAGAAAACAGAUUGGCGUGUUCUACACUCACUGAGUACUUAGCACUAAAAAGCGUUUGUCGUGAGAUCGAUCUCAUCAAUUCACCAAUCAGUCGAUCGGUUGUAAAAAUGUUAUGAUUGAAGAAAGCUUUGCUCCUAUAAAUCUUGCAACAGCUGUUUUUUGCACGGGUAAACCAUGGAAUUGAAUGAGAAGCUUUGUGGAAGCGAUAAACUGUCAAAAGGAUGCACAACUUUUUUGACGUAGGACUACGUCUUUCAUGUAUCUACCGGGGUGUAAAUUUAAAGUUUCGAAAACAAAAGCGUUACGCCGGUGAACGAGAUUUUGAGCGUUAAUAGCCCCUAAACAACUGAACGCAAUGGUAUGAUGAACACUUCAUUCGAAAGAUAAAAUGUUUACGCGUUAUAUAUUUGUUACUUUUUGAUCAAAAAAAUUGUUUCAAUAGCCUUAAAAUUGUUUUCAAAACAGAUAUUGAUAUCACCAAUCGGUAUAUAAGGGAGCAUCGCUCGGAAAUCCAGUCAGUUAUAAUUGAACAGCGAUUGGAGCAUGUUGUUGCUGUUGUGGAGAACCUAACUUCGUUCAUCAUGGAAGCGCUGAUGAACAGUAUCACCAAGAGCCUGUUUGUACACGUUAGUCCAGAAGGGAAUCCAUAGGAGUAGAGUGAUGCCACUGAAGCGGCGACCAAGAAAGUAACAGUAUCGAAAAUUGGUUCCACUUGAGGCAUCGGAGCAGCCGCCACAUACACAUACACGCGCGCAUCUCUUUUCGUUUGGUGGUUCUAGAGCAUCGAGAAGAAUCCGAAAAGAUGUCAUCGUUGCUGAAAAAUAAUCUGUCACUUCCCCUUGUAAUUGAAAAUUACAUUCAAGCGAAAGAGUUUAUUUUAAUGUUUUCUAUUCAUAUAAUAAUGCGACCAAAUAUAUUUUGUUUUGUGAUUUUUCAAUCAAGUGCAAAUAGCAGGAAAGCUUCUGAAGAUUAUUCUUCCCCAGCAAUAGAAUAUUUUCGUAUCCAAUAUUGGAUGCACAAAAUUUAAAAACGGAAAAUGUUUCGCAUCGCGAAAAUCAUAUAAUUUUCCAUCGAUUAUUGCUCAGUCACUGAAAGUUCAAACCCGAAGAGUUCAUUCGCCUCUAGUUUGCCUUCCAAAUUGCCAUAGUAAACCAUACCUCUCGAUUUAAUCACGGACAAAAAGCAUACUUAAGCGAUAUACUGGUGGUGAAACGCACUCAUCUUUCUCGUUCGACACUCGGAUCGUCAUUAAUUCUUCGUGACUGGACAACUUCAAUUCACCGAUUGGACAACACAGUUGCUGGGCGAGCUGGACGGCGAGGGAUCGAGUGCCUUUCUCAAGGCAAUGGAGGUGAACGAGUAGGAAAGGUUCCCAAGGGCAAUCUUCGAAUUUAAAGGUUUCACGGGAGAUAAUUCGUCAAAUUUUGGUAAAAAGUCUUUACAUAAAGAAGGCUGAAAAGGUUAAAGCUCCUAAUCUUAUACCAUCUCACAUUGAAAGACGUCUGAGUUUUGCCAACGCUCACAUGAAUCAACAGUGGGACAUGGUAUGUCAUGACAAAUAACGUUUUCAAAAGAAUACAUUUUGCUAUAUACCAUAACGAAAAGUUCUUCAAUUAUUUUUUACUUACUUUUAUCACAUUCGAGCAAAACAAUGCUACCAUUUAUACCUGCAAGGAAUCUAAGUAAUGGAUUAGGGACCAAAAACUUAACUUUUUGGACUGACUGGCUCGCUCUCCAGACUUGAAUCCUGUUGAAAAUCUUAGGGGUAUCCUGGUACGCAGAAUCUACACUGAAGGAAAGCGAUACACCACGGUUGAAGAGCUUAAGGUCGCAAUUUCGGAAAAACAGAAAAAUAUCGAGAAAUCCGUUCAGCAAAAAUUCGGUAAA